Apis florea (little honeybee) is the source of this 842-nucleotide messenger RNA. RefSeq names its product homeobox protein Hox-B2a-like. The record is from RefSeq and is a predicted model, not a curated record. Lineage: Eukaryota; Metazoa; Arthropoda; Insecta; Hymenoptera; Apidae.
AUGCGCGCAAUUUCAGGUGGGCAAAAGAAGACGAAACGAUCCCGCACGGCGUACACCAGCGUCCAAUUGGUGGAGCUCGAGAAGGAGUUCACGGUGACGAAAUACCUGUGCAGGCCGCGCAGAAUAGAAUUGGCGAUCGCGUUGUCCCUGACCGAGCGCCAGAUCAAAAUUUGGUUUCAAAACAGGCGUAUGAAGUACAAGAAGGAGCAGCAACAAACGAAGCAGAACAAUCCCGUUCAACGAGGCGGAGAAGCGAUUGGAACCGACAGAGGCGAUUCAUCGCAAGUGCAAGUUAGAACCCCCAUCUCAGCCGAUAAUUCAGUGAAAAACUGCGCGCAGAAGGAAUACGUGCAGAGCGUGGAUCGUGAGAACGCGCCUUUGGCCGAUCAUCGUCGGAACGACAAUGUUGCAACGUCGCAGAACGUUGGUCAGAACGUGUGCUGCGGCCACGCGAAUUCAACGACGCAACAGUAUUGCCAGUUCGGCCAGUAUCAAUUACCGUUGAGCCAAUCAAAUUUCUUCAACGUUCAACGGGGACAGGAGGAGGAGAUGGUUGGCUAUCGUCAAUAUUCUCAGCAGUGGAACGAUCAGUAUCCUUGUGAUCCGCCUUUACGGAAUUACGAUUACGAUUGUGCGAACGCUUUCGUUGUCGGGGCGACGGGGCAUAAUUGUAAUAAUAAUACGCAGGGGGUCGAGAUGAGUAACUUCGAGUCGAACGGUUUCAAUUUCGUCUCGAAUAACAAUUUGAACAAUCUGGACGAGAUUAUACGGGAAAGCGUGUAUCUCGAUAUUCAAAAUUUAUCGGACGACUUGAUACAAUUGUAAAUUUCUCGCGUUUUCUC